ACUGGCUCGCGCUGUUCCGCCUCCAACCGCGGUGCAUCAGCAGUAAUGAAGCUCGGAGAUGCUCGCGGUCCUCGGAGCCCGGAGUCCCGGUAGAAGAGCAGGGGGAAACGGACACGCCGCUCGCCCGCUCGCGCGUUUUCACGUCUCGCUCGUGGGUUUUAUUGUUGCGCGUGAAGAAGAAGAAGAAGAAGAAGAAGAAGCAGCAGCAGUCGCUCGCGGCUGACCUCGUCUCCGCGGAGGAUGAACAGCAUUCGGCAGGUUCCCACCCGGGUGAAGAGCCGGCGGACCGAGGCCAGCCUCGGAGCGGAGCGGGAGCAUUUUGACAAGCAGCAGCUCAGCAGCAUCAGCAAAGCCAUCAACUCCACAGAGACGCCUGUGAAGGAGAAGCAUGCACGACGAAUCAUCCUGGGGACUCACAGGGAGAAGGGGGCCUACACCUUCUGGUCCUACGCUCUGGGCUUCCCUCUGGCCAGCAGCUCCAUCCUGAGCUGGAAGUUCUGCCACGUCCUGCACAAAGUCCUGCGAGACGGCCACCGCAAUGUUCUCCAAGACUGCAUGAGACAUCACAGUUCUUUAGUUGAAAUUGGGAAACUAUGGGCUCACCUCCACGACCGGUAUGGCCAGCUCGUGGCAAUCUACACCAAGCUGCUCUGCACAAAAAUGGAGUUUCAUGCAAAGCAUUCAGAAAUCCCGCCAAACCUGGAGGUGACGGAUGAAGUCCUGGAGCGCACUGCGGGAACAGACAUCAAUAACGUCUUCCAGCUCACAGUGGAGGUGUUCGAUUACAUGGACUCAGAGCUUCGGCUGGCAGAGACAGUGAUCCGGCAGCUCAACACAUCGAUUGCCAUCUCCACACUCACAUCAGGCCAGUGCCGCCUGGCUCCGCUUAUCCAGGUGAUCCAGGACUGUAGUCACCUGUAUCACUUCACUGUCAAGCUGCUCUUCAAGCUUCAUGCCUGUCUCCCUGCUGACACUCUACAAGGACACCGGGAUCGUUUCCAUGACCAGUUCCACAGCCUGAAGUCGUUCUUCAAUAAAGCCAGGGACAUGCUGUACUUCAAGAGACUGAUUCAGAUCCCCAGGCUGCCUGAUUCCCCGCCGAACUUCCUGCACGCUGCCUCGCUGGCCAAACACGUGAAGCCGGUGGUGGUCAUCCCCGACGAGGACGAUGCCGAGCAGCAGGACGACGACGACGACGAGCCGGAGCCGCUCAUCGAGGUCAGCGACACCUCGGCGUCCAGCCUGCAGUCGCAGCCUCAGUUGGACAUAUUCGAUCAGGCGUUCGGACCUCCAAAUGGAGGCUUUGACGACAGGGAUCUCCAGAUCGAGAGCCUGAAACGGGACCUGGAGCUGUUGCGAGCCGAGCUGGAGAGAGUCAAAGCAGAGGCUCAGCGUUACAUCACGCAGCUCAAGUCCCAGAUCAACAGUUUGGAGGCCGAGCUGGAGGAGCAGCGAGCGCAGAAGCAACGAGCGCUGGUGGAGAACGAGCAGCUGCGCAUGGAGCUGGAGGCGACCCGCCGCCGAAACGCCGAGCACGAGAGCGUGCAGACCACCUACAUUGAGGCAGAGAAGAGGGCGCAGGCCACCGAGCAGCGCUACAACAUGCUGAAGCAGAAGCACACAGAACUGGUGGCCAGCCAUGCCGAACUCCUCCGGCAGAGCGCAGACACUGUGAAGAUGCUGUCGGCGACCCAACAGACCCAGGAAGAAGUGGAGAGGACCAAACAGCAGCUGUCUUUCGAGGUCGAUCGGAUAAAACAGGAAUCUGACUUGAAGCUGGAGGAGCAGAAGUUUGAGAUGGAGAAGCUGAAGAGGGAGCUGGAGGAGAAGAUGGCCGAGGUGAUGCGCAUCAAGGCGACUCUGCAGAGCAGCGAGCAGACGUCGGACCAAAUGAACAGCUCAUUGACGGCUCUGCAGGCGGAGAAGGAGCGCUUGAUGCGAUCUGUGAGCGAGAAGGAGGCGGAGCUGUCGUCUCUGCGGCAGACGGCGCAGGUCCAGCAGUCGUCACUCCAGCAGGAGCGAGAGAGGAACAGCAGGGAGCUGGGAGAGCUGCAGGGCAAACUGCAGGAGAAGACUAAUCAAGAGGAGCAAAUAAAGAGGAAGAUCCUGGAGGAGCAGUUUGCUCUGCUGCAAGGCACCAUAACUGAAGCAGAGUCCAUAAUCCAGGACGCUGUUGCCAAGCUGGAUGAUCCCCUCCAUGUACGCUGCACCAGCUCUCCAGAUUAUCUAAUAAGUCGGGCAGAGGCGACGUUGGGCUCCAUCGACAAAGUGAAGAAGGGUCACGCGGAUUAUCUGAGCAACAUGGGGGAUGCUGGAGGCCUGCUGAGGGCCCUGACCCAGUUCUCCCAUUUGGCCGCCGACACGAUCGUCAACGGCAGCGCAACGGCACACAUGGCACCCACUGACCACGCUGACCGACUGACGGAGAACUGCAGAGACUGUGGCUCUCAGAGUUUGCAGUACUUGAAGGAGUUGAAGUCCAAGACCUCGCUGCAGAGGGCGGACCCCGCUGCCAUUCGAGCGGUCGUCCAGAAGAUCCUGCACUUGGGCCAGGAGCUGCGGCCGAAAGGCAGAGACGUCGGUAAGGAGGAGCUGGGCGACCUGGUGGAUAAGGAGAUGGCAGCAACGUCAGCAGCCAUUGAGGAAGCAGUCCGCAGGAUUGACGAAAUGAUGAAUCAGGCACGAAAAGACACAUCAGGAGUUAAACUGGAGGUCAAUGAAAGAAUCCUCUUCAGCUGCACAGACCUAAUGAAGGCUAUCCGCAUGCUGAUCGUUGCGUCCACAGACUUGCAGAAGGAGAUUGUGGAGAGCGGCAGAGGCGCAGCUUCCAUCAAGGAGUUUUAUGCCAAAAACUCUCGUUGGACUGAAGGACUCAUCUCUGCCGCCAAGGCUGUUGGAUGGGGCGCCACAGAGCUGGUAGAGUCUGCGGACAAGGUGGUGCUGCACACAGGCAAAUACGAAGAGCUGAUCGUCUGCUCUCAUGAGAUCGCUGCGAGCACGGCUCAGCUGGUCGCUGCAUCCAAGGUUAAAGCCGAUCGCAACAGCAAGAAGCUCCCAGUGCUUCAGCAGGCCUCUCGCCACGUCAACGAAAUGGCCGCUAAUGUGGUAGCCUCGACCAGGACGGGCCAGGAGCACCUGGAGGACAAAGACACCAUGGACUUCUCUGGACUGUCCCUCAUCAAACUGAAGAAAGAAGAAAUUGAGUCACAGGUCAAGGUUUUGGAGCUCGAAACCCAGUUGGAGAACGAGCGCAUCCGUCUGGGUGAGCUGAGGAAGAAGCACUACGAGAUCGCUGGAGUUCCUCUGCAAGAUGCUUCUGACGGAAACGGUGAAACGUCCUCGCUGUUCAGUCCUGCCUCCACGUCGCCCAAACCCAGCAAACCGACGCUCCUGAAGAAACCGGCGUUGGCCCAGAAACCCAACCUCCCGCCCAAAGCUACAUUUAAAUAAAUGCCUGUCCAGGAGACACGAACGCUUCACCACAGGAUGGUCGGACUGAGACGGAGAAUGAUGGCCUUUAACAUACCGCUCCUUUAAGUUGCUUGCUUCAUUGUUACCCUUUCCUUCUUUAUUACUUUUUUCUUCUUUUUUUUUUUUUUUUUGCCAAAAUGGACCACAAGCCUGAUCUUUUUGACUCUUUAUGCCCGCCAUGGACAUGCUGACCUUUACCUCUUGUUUUAAAAAUUUUUUAAAUAAUCUUUCUUUUAAUAUUUGGCAUCAAGAACAGAAACAAUGUUUAGUUUUAAACUUUUAGUUUUUUUUCUUUAAAUGUUUUAUUUGUUUUACUAACAUUUUAACAAAUUGAACACCACUGCGCCCAAGUUUGGAGAUGCUCCUCUAGAUAGUUGAGCAGUACAUGUAUUUCUAGGUCAGUCACAUGCUAUAGACAGCUUUUUUUGCACAAUAUUUUCAAUACUCAUGACAACAAUUUAUUUUUUUCUUUGAGGUACACUCUUUAUGUUGUGGGGGCGCCAGUAAGGGAAGCCUAGAGUCGGUGUGUGUUGGUGCCGCUGAAAACGUUUGACAUACCUCUCGUUCUGAGUUCAUGUUGCACAGUGUUCCCCUUGUGUGCACAAAGCCUUUUUUUAUUCAGCAUUAAAGGAUUGUCUCAGAGGCCUUGAAAUAUACUAUCACAAUGUAUAAAAUCAAAGCUGUAAAGACAUGCAGUCCGUGAAGGAGUAUGUACAUGCACACCUAGUAUAAUUUAAUAUUUACACAUAUCUCUUGAAUGUCGAGGAAAACCUGGAUAUGAUGAUAAAGCGAUUAGUUAGGCUCACUGCUCGCACAAAUAUACUGGAUGUAGAUGUCCUUUAAUUAUCCACUGCUUCUUUGUAGGCGGAGUGUGAAACUUUAGGGGUUGUCAGUGUACGAUAUGAAGGUGUUCAAGUCCUCUCUGCCUAUGGGAACUUUUCUUACAGGGUCUUAAAGUACAUCUUUUUAUGUUCUGUUCUUUCCUCUGUACGAAAUGUCUUUAUACACUCAGAUCUAUUAAUAUAUUUUAGUAAAGAUAAUGGUGUUUCUCCUUGUAAGAAGUGUAAAUGUCUGACAAAUGAACAAUAAAUGUUUGAUUUAACGUGU
Messenger RNA from Salarias fasciatus (jewelled blenny), 4578 nucleotides. It is a transcript of the gene hip1rb, whose product is annotated as huntingtin interacting protein 1 related b. Gene Ontology annotation, molecular function: clathrin-cargo adaptor activity; actin filament binding; phosphatidylinositol-3,4-bisphosphate binding. Gene Ontology annotation, cellular component: cortical actin cytoskeleton; clathrin-coated vesicle. The transcript is spliced from 32 exons. Bases 241 to 3450 code for a protein of 1069 amino acids. The record is from RefSeq and is a predicted model, not a curated record. NCBI's taxonomy places the organism in Eukaryota, Metazoa, Chordata, Actinopteri, Blenniiformes, Blenniidae. Gene Ontology annotation, biological process: actin filament organization; endocytosis; clathrin coat assembly.